This is a messenger RNA of Serendipita indica DSM 11827, 4455 nucleotides long. NCBI's taxonomy places the organism in Eukaryota, Fungi, Basidiomycota, Agaricomycetes, Sebacinales, Serendipitaceae. The record is from the annotation of a GenBank genome assembly.
AUGUCUUCCCAAAGGCCAAACACGUCCAAUAAUGCAACUUCAUAUUCUCAAGGAACAUCCAGUUCAGCUGGAGGAUCGUCGCGCAAGAGAGCUCGAGUAAAUAGUGCAGCUAGCUUCGGCCUCGAGGUGGUUGCAAAUGCAGCAGAGGCAUCAGAUAUACUUGCUCCUCUCAAAGCUGCCUCUCGAACGACGAAAUCGAUCAUUGAUGCCAUGCAGGCUAUCGAUGAUAACCAAGAGGACUGGAUCGAGCUGAUGCAACGUAUGGAGCAAUACAAGUCAGCAAUCAAGGAACAAAUCGACUCAUUCCCGAAGAACUCCUUUGAGAGUGUUCCAGAUGAGGUGUUGAGCCGUCUCCUUCGGUACCAGAAUACGGUGGUGAACCAAGCUCACAAACGACGCCGCAUGAGCAUCAACGCGCUUACUGGAAUCGGGAAAGUGAAAGUCGAUGCAGGAGCCAUUCGUAAAUUCAAUCGUGAUAUCGAGGAUGCGCAUAGGCAAUUCAUGGAGGCAAUGAUCGUCUUUACUGCAUCCCGUGUCCAAGCCAACCAGGCUAUCCUGGCCAAUGUGGAUAAAUCUGCUGCUAUACUACAGCUUCCAUUGGUCACAUUCGUCGCGUCGUCAGUUCACAAUCCAUGUUUACAGGGAACGCGUCAAGCAGUUCUUGAGACCAUCUCACGCUGGGCCGAGGAUGAUGAGUCGGGGAAACCCAUAUUCUGGGUAUGCGAUAUAGCAGGCUCUGGCAAAUCCACCGUCGCAAUGUCCGUCAUGGAGAUGUGGAGAGCAGAUGGAACGCUAGGAGGCCAGUUCUUCUUCUCUAUGAGCAACAGUGAAGCAUCCACCACCGAGAAAUUCUGCUCGACGAUGGCCAGGGAACUCGUUCACCACAUCCCAGAACUUGCACCACAUAUCACCGAAGCCGUGACGCAGAACCCGGCUAUCAUGCGAAGAGGCGAGUUGUUCUUGUCAUCGACGCUAUUGAUGAGUGCAAAUCUGGAACGCAGCGAAAGGAGCUCCUCGAAACUCUCGCCACAGCUACUCGAGAGCACAAAUCUCAAAAUUUUCAUCACGAGUCGACCGGACUCGGCCAUCGAAGCAGUUUUGCGACCACUGUCAAUCAAGGAAAAGCUAGAGGAUCGCCUGCAUAAUAUCGAACAUUCUGACAAUAUUGGUGACAUUGCCGUCUACGUACAUAAUUCUCUGUACGAGAUUCUACCGAAGGAGAAGAGACAAGGUCUGAUCAAAAAAGCUAACGGGUUGUUCAUCUGGGCGAGCACCGCAUGCCGAAUGCUCACGAGCGAAACAAACCUGCAUUCUCCAGAGGUGAUAUAUGACCGUCUCAUCUCCCUGGAGAGCGCUGGUGCCAUUGACAACGUAUACAGUCUCAUCUUCGAGCGUAUAGAACUCGAUUACCAAGGCGCCAUGUGUGAAAUGCUGGCACUGCUCCUCGCUGCGUUUGAACCGCUCACUGUUGACGACCUGGACGAUAUAUUGAAGCAGGCAAAAUUACACGGAAGUGCCAAAGCGUUGGUACGAAAUCUCGGGAGCGUGCUCAGCACAGAUAAAACGACAAAUCUUAUUCAGUUUCGCCACCCUACGCUCGUAGAAUAUCUUCAACGUUGCUCCAUCCACUCAGCCUCUGACAGCCGCAACAAAAUUUCUAUCAAUAUUGCCAAUGCACACAGUCAAGCUGCAUCGUGGUGUCUUCAACACCUCAUGUCGCCGACUGACGGUCUCAAGUUCAACAUAUGUCGACUCGAGUCAUCAUUCUACCUGAACAAGCAGAUUCCAGAUCUCGACGAGAAAAUAUCCAAAUUUAUUCCAAGAAGACUUCGAUAUGCCAGCUCCCAUUGGUUGUUCCAUGUGUCUGGAAUGGACAACAAGAAGCCGCGCCCACUCGAGAAGGAUUUUGAGUACAUUCUUCAGAGUCCACAAGUGCUAUAUUGGAUGGAGGUUCUCAGCUUCACGAGAAACGUGCCACGAGCAAUCGACGGUCUGCGUGCGCUCUCACAUAACAUGGCACUCGGAGAAAAGAUAAGAUGGCGGAUCAAUGAUACCCUGAGGUGUUUGAUAGCGUUUUUGGUGCCGAUUCAGGACAGCGCUCCACAUAUUUACGUGUCAGCGCUUCCGUUUAUGCCCAAAAAGUCUAUUCUACGGAUUGAAGGUCUAAGGGAGUAUAGUGAGACGUUGAGGGUGAUUCAAGGCCUCGAGGAGGUGUAUCCUGGGUUCCCUGACAGUUUGCGAGGCCACAGCAGCUGGGUCAACGCCGUCGCAUUCUCGCCAGACGGCUCACGAAUCGUCUCUGGCUCGAGGGACCAGACAAUUCGACUUUGGGACGCAAAGACUGGUGAGCCGAUAGGAGAGCCAGUCCGAGGUCACAGCCACUCGGUCAACGCCGUCGCAUUCUCGCCAGACGGCUCACGAAUCACAAUUCGACUUUGGGACGCAAAGACUGGUGAGCCGAUAGGAGAGCCAGUCCGAGGUCACAGCCACUCGGUCAACGCCGUCGCAUUCUCGCCAGACGGCUCACGAAUCGUCUCUGGCUCUUGGGACCAGACAAUUCGACUUUGGGACGCAAAGACUGGUGAGCCGAUAGGAGAGCCAGUCCGAGGUCACAGCGACUCGGUCAACGCCGUCGCAUUCUCGCCAGACGGCUCACGAAUCGUCUCUGGCUCGAGCGACCAGACAAUUCGACUUUGGGACGCAAAGACUGGUGAGCCGAUAGGAGAGCCAGUCCGAGGUCACAGCCACUGGGUCAACGCCGUCGCAUUCUCGCCAGACGGCUCACGAAUCGUCUCUGGCUCGAGCGACCAGACAAUUCGACUUUGGGACGCAAAGACUGGUGAGCCGAUAGGAGAGCCAGUCCGAGGUCACAGCGACUGGGUCAACGCCGUCGCAUUCUCGCCAGACGGCUCACGAAUCGUCUCUGGCUCUUUUGACAAGACAAUUCGACUUUGGGACGCAAAGACUGGUGAGCCGAUAGGAGAGCCAGUCCGAGGUCACAGCCACUCGGUCAACGCCGUCGCAUUCUCGCCAGACGGCUCACGAAUCGUCUCUGGCUCUUGGGACCAGACAAUUCGACUUUGGGACGCAAAGACUGGUGAGCCGAUAGGAGAGCCAGUCCGAGGUCACAGCAGCUCGGUCAACGCCGUCGCAUUCUCGCCAGACGGCUCACGAAUCGUCUCUGGCUCGAGCGACCAGACAAUUCGACUUUGGGACGCAAAGACUGGUGAGCCGAUAGGAGAGCCAGUCCGAGGUCACAGCCACUCGGUCAACGCCGUCGCAUUCUCGCCAGACGGCUCACGAAUCGUCUCUGGCUCGGACGACCAGACAAUUCGACUUUGGGACGCAAAGACUGGUGAGCCAAUAGGAGAGCCAGUCCGAGGUCACCGCGACUCGGUUUGGGCCGUCGCAUUCUCGCCAGACGGCUCACGAAUCGUCUCUGGCUCGGACGACCAGACAAUUCGACUUUGGGACGCAAAGACUGGUGAGCCAAUAGGAGAGCCAGUCCGAGGUCACCGCGACUCGGUUUGGGCCGUCGCAUUCUCGCCAGACGGCUCACGAAUCGUCUCUGGCUCGGACGACCAGACAAUUCGACUUUGGGACGCAAAGACUGGUGAGCCGAUAGGAGAGCCAGUCCGAGGUCACAGCGACUCGGUCAACGCCGUCGCAUUCUCGCCAGACGGCUCACGAAUCGUCUCUGGCUCGAGGGACCAGACAAUUCGACUUUGGGACGCAAAGACUGGUGAGCCGAUAGGAGAGCCAGUCCGAGGUCACAGCGACUGGGUCAACGCCGUCGCAUUCUCGCCAGACGGCUCACGAAUCGUCUCUGGCUCUUUGGACCAGACAAUUCGACUUUGGGACGCAAAGACUGGUGAGCCGAUAGGAGAGCCAGUCCGAGGUCACAGCAGCUGGGUCAACGCCGUCGCAUUCUCUCAAGACGGCACACAAUUAGUCUCUGGUUCUGAAGGCAACACUGUUCACCUUUGGGAUGCGGAUAUUGUUCUACCGUCAAAGCAUUUGUUCCAACACCGUGUCGACCAGGACAACGCUGCGGCGUCUUUGCCGGAGAAUUUAGCAAUCAUAUCUGCCUCAACGAGUGAUGCGGGUCCACUCUUUCGAGACGCAUUUGGUCUGUAUCCAGAUCGGGAGGACAGCCCCUCUCAAGAGACAGAGGGAACCUCCCAACGUACGGAUAUCACCCAAGAAAUGGACGGUAUUCCUUUAAGCGCUCUUAUUCCCGGCUUCAAACUGUGCUCACUUGUGGACGAUGGCUGGGUGCAAUCUUCUGGUAGAUUCCUCUUCUGGGUGCCACCAAACAAUCGACAUGGACUACAAUAUCCACAAUCCCUUCUGACCAUGCCGACGACGAGUCCUCUUCGUGUCACCAAACUCGAUUUCAGCCAUUUUCAAUGUGGUCGCUCUUGGACCAAAGUUCGAAAAACUACCACCCGGUGA